CCCUGCACUCUUCUGGUCCAGACGAAGGGUCCUACCCGCUCUCUUCGCAUAGAGUACGCUGCCUGAGCUGCUGAGUUCCUUGUUAUUUUGGCUCUAAAUUCCAGUAGGCUGCCGCUCCUCGAGUCUCCACCCCACAGUUUGGUUGAGUGCGCAUACAGGAGCACUAAGACCCAGAGGGAGCCCUGUUCCUUUCUCCAGCUACCCCCUUGCAGGCUGGGCUGAGCUGAGCGAGCGGCGUUGCGCACCGCCUGCCCCGCUGUGUGGUUCCGUGUGCCGGCCGAUCCAGGUAACCCUUGCAGGCAGCUCACCCCGGACUCCCCCCUACCCAUGGCCACAUGCUGAGCCCCAGCGGAACUUCACAUCGCACCGAGAGGACUGCAGCGACGAUCAGAUGGCUUCGAAUUGGAAGGGUACAAAGCCCAAAACCGGGGGAGUUCGUUUUAGACACGAGAGCCAUGAAGGUACAGCCAAUCAUGUUCACUUCGAAGAGAAAUUGCAUGACUCUGUUGUCAUGGUGACUCAAGAGGAAGAUGGGAGUUUUUUAGUGAAGGUGGGAUUUUUGAAGAUUAGUCACAAAUAUGAGAUAACAUUCCUGCUUCCAGCCACAGAGACUUUGGGCCCGGGAGCCUGCUGUGUCCCACUGCCUAGCCUUUACCUGAAGGUGGUUGAAAUUUCUCCUGUACCAGAAGGUCACCGAAUGAAGUGUGAGUACAGUGCACACAAGGAAGGCGUGAUCAAGGAGGAAAUGAUGAUCGCCAGCGAGAUCAAGGACAACGCCUCGGUGAAGGUGACGUUGCAGGCCAGAGUGCUGGAUCGACUCCAUGGGACUCCCAUGCUGCUGGAAGGCGUCAAGUGCAUUGGCACUGAGCUAGAGUACGACUCCGAGCAGAGUGACUGGCAGGGUUUUGAUUAGUCAGCACCAGGACACAAUACUGCCUUCAACCUCGAUGGUCGCCACACUAGCUAAGCUGUGAAAUAUCUUGCGAAAUUCAACCAUAGAUAAAGAUUGUAGCAUCUCUCUCUUCCUUUCUCCCUCUUUGUUUUCAAUCUUGAUAUCCCUCUCUUUUUAAAUUUCCCUCCCCAUCUCUAUUUCUCUCUUCCUUUCUCCUAUUUUCCCUUCUCCCCAUAUACCUUCCUGCCUCUUUCACACUCCCGUUUUCUUUUUUUGUACUUUGUUACUCUGCUUGUAAUGUAAAUUCCCGUUGAGCGUUCAAUAUAGACAAAUGCAAUUACUGCCUGUCCUUUGAAAAGUGGAGUGGGAGCAUAUACGUUGCUGUAUAUUGGAUGAAUCUAGGGAUUUUAUGAUUUGAAUGUACACUGAAGUACAAUGCAGAUUGUGUUUAUUUUGUGAAAUAAAUGAAAUACAUUGUUAAA
Hypanus sabinus (Atlantic stingray) is the source of this 1374-nucleotide messenger RNA. RefSeq names its product adipose secreted signaling protein (gene adisspb). The record is from RefSeq and is a predicted model, not a curated record. The coding region runs from base 392 to 913 and encodes 173 amino acids. Lineage: Eukaryota; Metazoa; Chordata; Chondrichthyes; Myliobatiformes; Dasyatidae. The transcript is spliced from 5 exons.